AACGCCUUCCCGACAUUCCUUAGCGGUUUCUUCGUGCCGUCUGUCACCUGACGUACUACGCAUCGUGCUCGCUAGCGGAGGUGGGGGCGACCUAGCGCAGUGAAACAACAAGCGAGAAGAGAGCCAGCGGGCGGUCACCAGCGAAUCCCGUGGCGAUUUCCACGGCUACCCUCUACGUGAUCUCGACGCGGCGAAUCGCAACGAACCGCUACGGUGAAAACGCCGUUGCCGAGGUGGCCACCAGGACUCCAAUCUGCCUGCCGCGGGCACGACGAUCGAUACACGACCGAUCUCGCGGCUACGCUGCACCAGCUAUGCGCCGCCUGUUCCGGCCGAUGUUUAUGGUAGUUGUUCACGUCGGCUGACAGCUGUCAAUCCUACGUUCGGGUCGCCCGUGAGUCACCGGAUCGGCAGUCGAGGGCCGCCUCAGAGUCCCACGAGACAGUAGUAUAGAUCGAGUGCAAAUUAAGUCACACGGCGCCCACACGCGACGGGACAUCGACUUCCCCGCAGGUAUCACGCACGUCACAACCUACCUACCUACUUUUUGUUCAGAUGUCCAGGUAUUUUUUCGAUAUCACCGGCAUGGCGUCCAGCUCCGUCAGCCAAGAAGACUUCGACAACGAUUUCGAGUUGACGUCCAGAAGAUCCAGGAUUAGGACCGCUAGGGCCAGGGUUGGCCCAGGGGCGAGGACAGGGGAUGUGUCUUCCAUAAGCUUUCAAAAGAAUACCCCCGAUGUGGAGGAAUCCCAAGGCGCUUACGACGCAAGUUCCAACUCUGUGCUUCCGCCUGAGCACGAGAAUCCACAGAGCAAACCUAUAAUGAGGAAACAGGAUAAACGCGUGACCGGCCGUGUCUUUAGUGUCGUAUCCUGUUUGCAUAGGCCAACGCAUAUAAACAAGGGGAAGCAGCAACGCGAUCGACGGAAACUGCGAGAAAAACGGCGUAGCACGGGAGUCGUACAUUUGCCGUCGACAGAGAGCACGGGAGGUAGUACAGGGGAAGACGAGGAGGAGCUUAGCGGCACUUGCCUUGAAACUAAGCACAACACGCAUCACAAUGAAUUUCUUGAUCACGAAUUGAUAGAAGAGCGGAAUGCCAGAAUAUAUACACAAAGACGAAACAAAAGUCAUUCUGAUUUGGAGGCCGACGACGAAGAGUUCGAUUCUCUCAAUCAAUCCGACAGCGUUAAUCAAUCAGACCACGGCAAUCACGAACCACAGACGUCUGUCAAUGCGACUGUCAGACCGAGAUUGCCGACACCGACGGGUGACAACCCGCACGAACUGAUCGAACGAGCGCAAGAGGAAAACAGGAGACUGCUAUCCCUUUUAGAAGAUCGGGACCAUAAAAUAAUGGCACUCGAGGCUCGACUUUUAAAGCAACAGCAUGAGAUGGCCGUGGAACGAGAUCGACUUCGCGAAGAGAAUGCCACGUUAAUUCGCGCGAUGGCGGCGUUAGCCAGCAACUAAUUCUCUUCGUAUAAUAAAGAUUACGCCUUCGUGGCUCUUUGCUCUUUACGAUAAUCGCCGAGCUGCAGGAUGAGCCAUAAGUCGCGUAUCUCGCCGAUCCCCGGUUAUCACGGUGUAUUGUUCUUUUCUGAUUUGCAAGAAUUUUUUUUACUCGUCCUACGGAAACUUAAUUUUCGCAUCGUAUCCUAAUUUCUCAAUUGGGAAAUUUGCGACAGCCACAGGCUGAAUGACUGAAAAUCCGGUUACGUUAACUAUUUUAAUCAUUGUUGAUAUUGUGAUAUAUAUUUUUUUAUGUAAUAUAAAAUGCAAAUUGAGAUCGUCGGACGAUCUUACUCUAUUGAGUAUUAAAUCAAUCAAGAAUCUUUUCGUUACAUUUGCAUUUUUGGAAAAUUAUUAAAUCCACAUUAAAGUAAAAAUUAUACGUUGCACUGUAUGUCUUAAUUGCUUUCGAUUGUAUGCUUCUCUUGUUCAAUAUGAUAUAAAAUGAUUGAAGGAUGAGUUUAUCCUUUCUCUCUGACGUUUUUGAAAACUUUAUAUAAUAUCUACGUGAUCUAUAUUAUUUUUGAAUUCUCACAAAAGGUAAAAGGAAAAUGAUUCCGAGAUAUCAUGUUACUUCUUUUUCUCCUCUCAAUGGCUAUAAAAUUGUAAGAUAAAUUGUAAGUCGCACAUCAUAUUAAUUCUUACUUUGUGUUUAAAUAAAGAGCUAAAAUUUAUUUAAUAAAGUAUAUAAACGAAUUAGCUUAUAGUGAAAGUUAAAGAAACUUAGAUUAAUGAUGAUAUAAGUUUAGAUAUUUAGUUUAAUAACACUGAAAGUGUUUGUGCAUUGCAUUCUUGUGGUUGAUCGAUUGUAUCUCUGACGCAUGAUUUAUGGAUCAUCCUAAGCAAUAAGAAAGAUAUACAUAAGUAGAGUAAAAACUUUAGUGUGUAUCGCAAAUUGAGUCAUUAUAAAUAAACAGAUAAUUCUCUAAUCACAGUGUUAGCUGCGGGAAGUAUAAAUAUAUGUUUUUGCAAGCUGCAUCGAGAGUUACAUUUUGUAAAAAGCAAUAGCAAUCCUUCACUUUUAAAGAUAUUGUUAUGAUGAUUAAAUCGGCCAUUAUCACUUGCAAAGCUUUGGUCGCAGGCACAGAUCGUACGUUUAUUAUCGAUAUACUUGCUAUCUCUAUUACUGAUUAAUUGCCUUUUUUCGAUGUUUUCAAUCAAGCAACAAAUAGAUAGACGCAAUAUUGAAACCACGUGAAAGUGCCGAUUACGACGUAAGCGACUUAAUCCGUUUUCUAAUAAAUGUAAGAAUGGAUAUUCUAUGUAAGUUUUAUACUUGCAACACACGAAAUAAUGUAGGAUUAUGAAUUAUUUUAUAAUUUUAUUAUUACCAUUAAUAUUAUUAUACCGUGAACCGUACAAAAUUCUAUAUAAACACGCAGACAAUUCUAUUAAUCGAUGCAUUUGAUUAGGAGACCUUCGCGACAAACUUGUGUAAUACGCGGGACGAUGUAACGAGAAUGUGUAAAAUUGUUUAAAGAAAAACUUUUAUUGCCAACUA
Molecule: messenger RNA, 3013 nt
Organism: Monomorium pharaonis (pharaoh ant)
Lineage: Eukaryota; Metazoa; Arthropoda; Insecta; Hymenoptera; Formicidae
Product: PRKC apoptosis WT1 regulator protein-like
Exons: 9
Coding region: 556-1473 (305 amino acids)
Biological process (GO): positive regulation of apoptotic process; apoptotic process
Cellular component (GO): cytoplasm
Source: RefSeq, a predicted model, not a curated record